AUGAUUUCCAUUUUUUCCUACAGCAGCGCCAAUAACCUCCGAGAUCAUCAGAAAUGUGUUGAUUCAUAUAUACCUAUUACAGUUGUUAUGAUGCCAUUAGAUUAUUAUUUUAGUCCAUCUUAUGCAUAUUUUAGAAAGAUAUUUGAAGGUCAAUUGCUCCAUCGAUUGGUUGUACAACUUGAAAAUAAGACGGUAUUCCUAUUGUUGCCCGAAAAAUGCAUAUUGAUUUGGCCGUCGUAUUUGAAACUCCAGUUAUUUAGGGGAAAUGAUAUGAAAAUUAUUGAAGGUAGAAUUAAAAUAAAAAUAAAAAUAAUGAUUAUUAAAUACAAUUAUUGGUAUCGUAAUGAAAUGAAAUAA
Molecule: messenger RNA, 357 nt
Organism: Nakaseomyces glabratus
Lineage: Eukaryota; Fungi; Ascomycota; Saccharomycetes; Saccharomycetales; Saccharomycetaceae
Source: RefSeq, a predicted model, not a curated record